GCGAAGCCGAAGCUACUUACAAAAGCACGUUUCCGGAUGAUGCUCACACUGCACGAGCUCGCAUGCUUGGCAGGGACACUGAAUGCCGGGAGCUCGCUUUUGUAGCCUCUGCUACGCUGGCACUUAUAAUGGAAUGGAGUAUAAAAAACUGUAGUGGGGAAGCGUAAUGACGCAUGUUCGAAAUGCAAGCCACAAAUAUUCUGUUUUGCUCGUUUGGAGCACUGCUCAAAAUUUGAGAGCUAUGGGUCUAUGGAGUAAUGCCUGUCAGAUCCCGCUCUUGGCCAGGGUGGCCAGGUGUGCUCAUUGCCAUGCGUGGAUCCAAGCUGCGACGCCAGGCAGCGCGCCAAUCCUGUCCCCAAAGAGUCUUAAAAAUCCUGGGGGGCUCCGAAUCUGCUCCAUGUGCCCCCACGACGAGAAGCCCGCCUCCCCCGUGAAGCGCAAGUUUGCCGAGGAGGACGACGAGGAAUCCCAGGAUAGUGACAGCCCCCAGAAGAGGAAGAAACAGAUCCGCCAGUCGUUGGAGCUCAAGAAGGGCAUCAUGGAAGUCAAGUUCAUCCAUUGCCGCUUGGCUGUCAGAGAUGUCAUCGACCACCUGGACAAGCAUCUGGUCAUCAUCGUCGUCAUCCAACACUGGAGGUGUCGAACAUUUUACAAGCGCCAGCUACGGAUCAAUCUUGCAGUCUUCUUCCUUCUAACAAGCAUGGCUGACACGGAGCCCUUCUGCUGUGCUCUUGCUCAGAAAGCCCAGUUUUCUGGCAUGGGCCUCCCAUGCACCAAGGAACUGCAGCAUUUUGCCCAUCAAAACACUUCCACGUCUGAAGGUUUGCCUUUCAAGUCACAAGGGACCAGGAAGGACAGCAUCUGGUGGUACCUAAUGGCAGUUCCUCUGGAAACACAUCCAUGCUGAGUGCCCAUUUAAUGAAAGACAGAAAUCCAACACGAUAUGUGCCCUACACCAGAUAGCAUUCUUUGCACUAACAAUGCUUCACAUUGCUGAAGUGACGGUGAGGCAAGAUGCUC
This is a messenger RNA of Ixodes scapularis (black-legged tick), 1020 nucleotides long. RefSeq lists its product as uncharacterized. Lineage: Eukaryota; Metazoa; Arthropoda; Arachnida; Ixodida; Ixodidae. The coding region runs from base 167 to 907 and encodes 246 amino acids. The transcript has 8 exons. The record is from RefSeq and is a predicted model, not a curated record.